CGGAGGAGCGACACCUUUUAAAAAAGUGCUCCUGUCUGCUGUCCUCCGCAUUGCCAGCCAGUCUCAGGGAGCUCCAGAGCCGCCAGCACAGAAAUGUCGAAAUCAAACAGUUGCUUUGGUUACCCCCUGAGCAUCUUCUUCAUCGUGGUCAAUGAGUUCUGUGAAAGAUUUUCCUACUAUGGAAUGAAAGCAAUCCUGAUUCUGUAUUUCAAGAAUUUCAUCAGCUGGAAUGAUAAUCUCUCCACCGCCAUCUACCACACGUUUGUUGCUCUGUGCUACCUGACGCCCAUCCUUGGAGCCCUUAUUGCUGACUCAUGGCUGGGAAAGUUCAAGACCAUUGUGUCUCUGUCCAUCGUCUACACAAUUGGACAAGCAGUCAUUUCGAUAAGCUCAAUUAAUGACCUCACAGACCACAACCACGAUGGGACCCCUGAUAGCCUUACUACACAUGUCCUGGCCCUGAUCGCGCUGGGCACUGGAGGAAUUAAGCCCUGUGUGUCUGCAUUUGGUGGAGAUCAGUUUGAAGAGGACCAGGAAAAACAAAGAAACAGAUUUUUUUCCAUCUUUUAUUUGGCCAUUAAUGCUGGAAGUUUGCUUUCUACCAUCAUCACGCCCAUGCUCAGAGUUCAACAAUGUGGAAUUCACAGUCAACAAGCUUGUUACCCACUGGCAUUUGGGGUUCCUGCUGCUCUCAUGGCUGUAUCCCUGAUUGUGUUUGUCAUGGGCAGCAGCAUGUACAAGAAGUACCAGCCGCAGGGCAACGUCAUGGCUAAAGUGGUCAAGUGCAUUGGGGAGCGGCUUAUCUGUCAAAUCAAGAUGGUGACGAAGGUGAUGUUCCUGUAUAUUCCACUGCCCAUGUUCUGGGCCUUGUUUGACCAGCAGGGCUCCCGAUGGACGCUGCAAGCAACAACUAUGAACGGGAAAAUGGGAGCUAUUGAAAUUCAGCCGGAUCAGAUGCAGACCGUGAAUGCUAUUUUGAUUGUUAUCAUGGUCCCCAUCUUCGAUGGCGUGCUAUAUCCUCUGAUUGCAAAGUGUGGUCUCAACUUCACCUCCUUAAAGAGGAUGACAACUGGAAUGUUCCUGGCUGCCAUGGCCUUUGUGGUGGCUUCAGUCGUCCAGAUGGAAAUUGAUACAAAUGAAUUCAUGACUUUCGACGUAGACAAACUGACGAGCAUCAACAUUUCUUCUGCUGGAUCACCGGCCACUGCUGUAACUCAGGACUUCACACCAGGCCAACGCCACACCCUCCUCGUGUGGGCCCCCAAUCGCUACCGCGUGGUAAAUGAUAGUCUUAACAUGAAACCAGAAAAAGGAGAAAAUGGAAUCAGAUUUGUAAAUACUUUCAAUGAGCUCAUCAGCGUCACCAUGAGUGGGAAGGUUUAUGAAAACAUCACCAGUUACAAUGCCAGCCAGUACCAGUUUUUCACUUCUGGCAUAAAAACCUUCACACUAAACUCACCAGAGAUUUUGCCACAGUGUUCACGUGAUUUCCAAUCUUCCUACCUUGGAUUUGGCAGUGCCUAUACCUAUGUAAUCCAAAGGAAGAAAUGA
Otolemur garnettii (small-eared galago) is the source of this 1551-nucleotide messenger RNA. It is a transcript of the gene SLC15A1, whose product is annotated as solute carrier family 15 member 1. NCBI's taxonomy places the organism in Eukaryota, Metazoa, Chordata, Mammalia, Primates, Galagidae. The transcript is spliced from 19 exons. Gene Ontology annotation, molecular function: dipeptide transmembrane transporter activity. Gene Ontology annotation, biological process: oligopeptide transport; transmembrane transport. The record is from RefSeq and is a predicted model, not a curated record. Bases 94 to 1551 code for a protein of 485 amino acids. Gene Ontology annotation, cellular component: membrane.